Messenger RNA from Epinephelus fuscoguttatus (brown-marbled grouper), 4023 nucleotides. Its product is annotated as G-protein coupled receptor 4-like. Gene Ontology annotation, molecular function: G protein-coupled receptor activity. The record is from RefSeq and is a predicted model, not a curated record. Gene Ontology annotation, cellular component: membrane. NCBI's taxonomy places the organism in Eukaryota, Metazoa, Chordata, Actinopteri, Perciformes, Serranidae. Bases 78 to 1025 code for a protein of 315 amino acids. Gene Ontology annotation, biological process: phospholipase C-activating G protein-coupled receptor signaling pathway; positive regulation of Rho protein signal transduction. The transcript is spliced from 4 exons.
GAUAACUUCCAGUCAGUGGUCUAUGUUACACUUUAUAGCCGUGGCACAGCAGCACUUAACCAGUCACACUGCGAAGAAUGGACUUCUUCGGCAGCCACUACAGCUACGACUUCAAUAACACCUUUCUGUAUGACUACUAUUAUGAUGACCAUGCAAAUUACACCACAUUUGAAGAGUUUAAAAAGAUAAAAACUGUUUCAACAACAGUCUCAUAUGUGAUCGCAUGGAUCGUGAUCUGGAUCGGUUUUCCAUUGACCUUAUUGGCCAUCUACGCUCUGUAUUCACUGGUGCGAGAGGACCAUGUGGCUCCAGUCUAUGUUAUCAACCUCCUGAUCUCUGACCUCAUCCAGAUGUGCUGCUUAGUGAUCUGGGUGGCAAAGUCCAGGACAUCUGCAGUCUAUGUCUCCACAUUUAUCUACUACAUUGGUGUGAUGGCCAGUGUUGGCUUCAUGGUGUGUAUUGCCCUGGAAAGGUAUCUGGUCAUUGCCUGCCCGCUGUGGUACCGCUUCAGACGAAGCAUCAAGUACUCUUUGUUUGUCUCCAUGUUCGUCUGGGCCUUAUCUUUAAUCGAGUUCCUUAUCACAUGGCUAACAUCUGACUUGCAUGCACUCGUUUUCCGCACUGUCUUCCUCCUCCUCCCGUUUCCUCUGCUCAUCUUCUUCCUGGCUGGAACCCUCAAAGCUCUGUCUGCGGCCAUUUCUGUUCCUCUGAAAGAAAAACGGCGAAUUGUGGGGACUUUAGUUCUGGUGCUCCUAAACUACACCGUGCUGUUCUGCCCCUGGGUCAUUCGGCUCCUGGGACUGUUAUACAGACCUUCACAUCAUGAUGUCCAUGAUUCAGGUUUACACCUGCCAUUCCUUCGGUUCAGUCCUCUUGCAGACCUGGUCCUGUAUGUCUUCAUGAGGAAAGGAGUUGUAGACAAGCUGUUGGCCCACCUGUGCUGUAGGAGGAUGAGAGGAGAGGAAGAGCAGGGUCAGGUCACCUCCACGGAUAAAAAAGACACAGAAGAAACGUGCUCGGUGUAGACAGAGCAGGGGAGUGAAAGGCUGAGUGAAGUGACCAACCUUCUGCCCCAUUACCUCACUGUCCUAAAAACUUGGAAAAUGUUGGACAACAUGCUCUUGCGCCUCCUUUUGACAUUGCUCUGUGUGCAUCUGCAAGUCAACCAAAGUCCAAUAACUGUUAUAAGAACAUCCAUCAUCUCCCACAUUAGCAAAACUCCACCUUCUUUUUUCUGUUCCAAGUAUGUUUAAAAAAUUUAACCUUUGCUUCACACCUGACAGGCCAACUUCCUAAGUCAUUUGUUGCCAUGCAUGAGUGCUCCUGUUUUGUCUCUGUUCUAAUCCAUGUGCAUGUUUCCUGAGACUGGACUGCGAAAAUCAGUCAAAAUGACCUUUUCUGCCAUUUCUGCAGUGGCAUUUUUAUCCAUCCUUUUAAAGAUGAAUUUGCUUGUGUUGACACUAGGGGCAUAAUCUGUAUACUAUGUGGCAAAAAAGUUAUAAAACAAAUCUGUGUUGAAACGAGGCAUUAACAGCCACCUCAUCAAUCUUUAAAAUGCCCCAUGCAAGUGAAGGUGUUGGUCCCCAGCUGAUCAGACCUUCAGAUACGAAGAGCUGGACCAAAAAAAUCCUUCACAACAGACUUUUUUUUAUUGCACUCACAUUGAAAAUGAGCUCCCAGACAUGAUCUGGAGGAAGGACUUUUCAGCUCACAUGAGAACUUUAAACACUUUUUUUGAACUGGAGGCUAGAACCCAGUCUUAGUACCAAGUCAUCAAAAUCCGGAGCUUGGGCAGUGACUCGUGGUGAGGGACACUGACAAAAAAAGCCGUCUUUAAAUGUCACCAUGAUAUGCAGCUGGUUGCUGUUAUAGUUUAAUGGCGCUUGUCAGCGUGAGGGGAAAACACGGCAGGAGGACAACAAAAGUUAAGGUGGCAAAGAGACUGUAUGCAAACUGUACAUUUCCUGUGAAAACAGAAGUGUAUUUUGAAAACAGACAAUGCAUGUAACAGGCUGAAGUUGACACGGCGUCCCAGAACGUCAACAACCAACACACCCAGGGUACCUUGGACGUCAUAUGUGGACGUGGAAAGUCCAUGACCAAACGUGGACAUGUGACGAGGUCACAGUGAGGAUGAGUUGGAGACAAUGGCCCAAUCCCAAACCAGUCCCUCCCCCCAACCCUAUCCACUACCCCUCCGAUUGUGCGUUCACGCUGAGGUCCACCAUAUUAAGGACCGUCCCAAUUACCACUGAGUGGAAGUGGCUUGUCAAACCACUGCAGACUCCCCAAUGGUUUCAGCAGAAACUACAUCCGGACAAUGGAGGAAACAUCAUUCAAGUAUAAGUUCUGUCUACUUUUUCAAGUAUUUUAGAUCAAACACACACAGUUAUUUCCCUCACACUGACAUCUCAAACUAAAUCAUAGAAUAUGUAGAGUUAAAAGAUCACCAACAAAAAACAUAAAUUAAAAGGAGAUAAUCACAUUGUCUCUAAGGUUGCUUGACUUGUAGCAAACCCACAAAUACCUGUAUGUAUAAAUAAACAUCAUCUACCUCAUAUCUCAUGUUUUGAGAUAUUAUGUGUUUACAGGGACAGUGGAGCAAACAAAACAGCUGAUAGAGCUCAGAAUGAAAAAUGACAGCCUCUUCACAAAGAAGAGAAAUGCUGCAAAACAGGCAUGGGCGUAAGUAUUUGAUUAAUGGUUGUCUGUCUCUGUGUCAGCCCUGUGACAGUCUGGUGACCUGUCCAGGGUAAACCCUGCCUCUUGCCCAAUGUCAGCUGGGAUAGGCUCCAGCCCCCCCGCGACCCUCAAGAGGAUGAAGCAGUGAGAAGAUGAAUGGAUGGAAUUUCACAUGGCACUUUGUAAAUCCUGUUUGUAGAAAAUAUGAACAAGGUUAUUCUUUUAAUUAUAUAACAUUGUAACUCUUAUGUUUAAUUUUAUGUCAUAUUUUGUUCCUGAUUUAACCCAUUUCAAUUCCUAUUGAAAUGUUUUGUCCUUCACAUUGCACUGUUUUGCUUCUACAUUCUGUCCUCAUGUCUGUUCUUUAUUUAUGUAAAGCACUUUGAAUUGUCUUGAGUUUAAAGUGUGCUGUACAAUUAAAGCAGCCCAGCUUUACCUUGCUUAAAUGAGCUAGGUUCUUACACCAAAGACAAGCAUCUUCCUCUCCUUUUUUAUGUUGCGUUGUACAAUAGCUUUGUGAUUAAGGAGAUGGGGCUGCAGGACGCCAUGUCCCACAAGCAGGCCUCCAAAAAGUGGGAAAAUCUUAAAUAAGGUGAAUCAUGUUAUCUCUGGUUAAUCAUUAGUGUUAUUGCUGCUGAGAGCUAACAUACUGUAUAUUAUUACCCACAGGAACUGAGAAAGCCCCCAACAGGGUCAGGAACUGACCGGGGAGAGGACACUCCAAGCACCUGGCCUUAUUAUCUUGAAAUGCAUGAGGCACUGGGGGCAAGGCCUUCAAUAUCCCCUCCAGUGCUUGUGUCAUCAUGCUUGCCAGACCCCACCAUUCCCCCUCCCUCCCCUGCAGAGAGCCCUCCUGACCCCUCUAAUUCCCUCUCCCUCAUCUGCCCCUCAAGCCCAGCUCGUAUACCCGGCCUGAGCCCCUCACCUGACUCUCCCCAGCCACCAAAAGGAGGAGACAUGCACGUGAGGGUGUCCUACAAUUCCUGGAAAAGGAGUCGGCAAAAGAGGACCAGAGACAGGAGGACUUCAAUAAACAGACUGAACGUUUAGUUUCGGCACUUGAGAAAAUGGUGGAUAAAAUGUGAUUUCUUUUUUAUUUUUAUCAAUGAAAUAUGCUGGAAUUUAUUUUGUCUUAGAGUAAACGGGGCGUCGGUGGCUUAGUGGUAGAGCAGGUGCCCCAUGUACAAGGCUGUUGCCGCAGUGGCCUGGGUUCGACUCCAGCCUGUGGCCCUUUGCUGCAUGUCCUUCCCUCUCUCUCUUCCCCCUUCAUGCUGUCCUAUCCAUUAAAGGCUAAAAUGCCCAAAAAAUAUCUUGCUUUUGUUUUUUCUUGGAAUUUAUAAU